Microthlaspi erraticum is the source of this 1455-nucleotide messenger RNA. The record is from the annotation of a GenBank genome assembly. Lineage: Eukaryota; Viridiplantae; Streptophyta; Magnoliopsida; Brassicales; Brassicaceae.
AUGAGAUCUUUACAGUUAAAUCCUAGCUCUUUCCGAUUCCAUCAUCCGAAUCCCUUUCGAUCUCCAAAAUCUGUCACUCUCCUUUCGAUUUCACGUCUUCGCGUCGAAUCUGGAUCUCACUCUUCUCUCAAGUUGAGUGCAGCGAGGCAGGGAUGUAGCUUGAGACGCAGCUCUUCCUCAGUUAAGGCAUUCGAUGAUGGGGAUUCAUUUGAUUUUUAUUCCGGUGACUUGUUUGCUACUACAUAUGCAAUUUCUUCGAGUGAAGGCGAAGAGAGCGACGGAGAAUACGCGUUGAAUGUGGUUACUGAAACUACUUCACAGAGGCUCGGCAAGUUUCCAAGAGGUCGGAAAAAGCACAGAAUCAGAUAUGGGAUUAAUUUGGGGCUUCUUGCGUUUUUGUCACUGCUGCUUUUGUUUAUGGACUCUUUCGCUUGGAAGAUUGUUAGACUGCCUCUGCCUCCAUAUUUCUUAACCCGGCCUUUCUUCACAUCGGCGGCUUUAUCCACCUUAGCCGGUUAUGUUUUCGUUCCCCUGCUAGAUAGACUGAAAGUGCACGAGCCGAUUAGGAGACUAGGGCUAGUUACACAUAACCGCAGGAAAACAAUCCCGACGAUGGGUGGGUUGUUCUUUGUUCCGGUUGGUGUUGUUGUUGCAAUAGCCUUGACUAACUUUUCGUCCGUCGAAGUUGCUGGAGCAGCAGCUGUGACUUUGGUAUUUGCUGCGAUUGGGCUUGUUGAUGACUCCUUAAGCCUCCGCAACGAUCAAAAUAACGGUUUAUCUGCAAAGAUACAACUGCUAUUGGAGGCAGCGGUUGGGACUUGCUUUGCGUUUUGGUUGGAGAGUGCAAGCAUAUCAUCUCCUUAUGGCAUGAAAUUGUUGGUUCCGUUGCCUUCACCAUUAGGACUCGUUUGCCUGGGAAAGCUUUACUUGUUGUUGACAUCUUUCUACUUCGUUUCCAUGGGAAACUUAGUCAAAGCAACCGAUGGUCUUGAUGGAUUGGCAGGAGGUAUUGCUUGCUUGGCCUUUGUUGCAAUGGCGAUAGCAGUUCUUCCUAUUUGCUCUGAUCUUUCUGUAUUUGGAGCUUCGAUGGCUGGAGCUUGUUUCGGGUUUCUACUUCACAACCGGUACAGAGCAUCUGUGUCCAUGGGAGAUACAGGAUCAUUGGCUCUUGGUGGAGCUUUGGCUGCAAUGGCUGCUUGCUCAGGAAUGUUCUUCCCAUUGUUUAUAUCUUCUGGUGUCUCUGUCUUGGAAGCUUCUUCUGUCAUAGUUCAGGUUGCGUUUUACUCGGUGACCAAGCGUUUAAAGGGAAGAGGGCGUCGUGUUUUCAAGACGGUGCCGUUUCAUCAUCACCUUAGGCUCAGUGGUUUGAAAGAGCCAAUGAUAGUAACAAUGGCAUAUGUUGUUUCCUCUGUGCUCUCUCUUUCAGCAGCUUACGUUGGUCUUAUUUCUGCAUAA